CUAAAUAAUCGAUCAUCCAAGCUCUCCGCACGGCCGCUCGUUUCCCCGCUCUCCGACAACGUGCGCCAUCCCCCUUUUGGCCCGCGCUGAAGCCAGCUGUCCGUCUUAGCGAGAAACUGCGCUCUGUUUACAAAGUUGCGACACGGUUCCUAACUAACUAACUAGUUGUCCCAAGCUCUUUUAAAUUCCGUUUGCCUCAGGUUGCGCUGGUCCUGCUCGUAAUCGGUGGUUCUUGAUAUCUUCUUUCUUUCUUUGUCCCAUUCCAUUGUUGUUUGACGAUAAUCCCGUGGGUGGCUCGCACGUCGUCAUCAUGCAUCUCUCUCCUUUUCUCCUCCUUCUCCCAGCCCUUGCGACAGCACAGGAGCAGAUUCCCCUCGGGGAGCGGUUACAGGGCUGGUUCAACAAGGCCAAGUCCUAUGUCCCGGCGCCUCCGGUUGUCGCCGAAAAGGCUGCAGAGAAGGUCGCGGAGAAGACAGUGACGCCGUUCAACAUCAGUAACUGGCAAGCCAACCUAGAGCCGUCGACAGAGUCCGCGCAGGAUUGGCUCAUCUUUGUGACGGGAGGAAACAAGACUUGUUUCGGUCGUUGUGAGAGGGCCGAGAAGGCCUUCAAUGAAUCCGUGCUCCUGUUCGCUGCCGACCCGACUUCUCCCCAGCUGGGUUACCUGAACUGUGAGCAGGACCGGGUUCUGUGCUCCAUCUGGUCGGCUGGUGCUCCUUCAGUUUGGCACUUCCAGGUUCCUCAGGCCCAGCCUGACGAGGCUCGCCCGACCAGACCUCUGCACAUCGUGCCCCUGAACAUUACGACUGUCACUCCCGAGACCAUCUACAAGAUUCAUUCGGAGAAGACCUACGAGGAAUUCGACCAGUACGAUGGCGCUUUCCACCCUACCGAUGGCUGGCUCGCCGAGUACGGGCUCAACGUUAUUCUGGGUUACGUCCUGUUUGGAUUCAGCUUGAUCCCCAGCUGGCUCUUUAUGAUCGGUAUCAGUGUCUUCAGUCGGAUGAUUACGAGUCGUCGCCUGGCACCCGCUCAGCCCAACCGCCCAGCUGCUGGGGGCGCUAACUAGACAACUGUUAUCCGGUGCUGGUUAUACUGACGAUAUUAUCUUUAACAAAUGUUGUAUAUAAUGGUUAGCAUUUAUCUAAUGGGCGCUCGGAUCGACGCAGUGUACGCUUUCAACGUGGAUGUCUUGAUUGAAAACACCGCUUGGAUACAUAUACCUUGCGCUUUUCUGUCUUUUACCCGGUAGACAUUAUGAAAUGGCAAAAAAAAGGGAGAAUUCAAAUCUGUUUUUAUAGCUUAACCAUGAACUAGU
Molecule: messenger RNA, 1318 nt
Organism: Paecilomyces variotii
Lineage: Eukaryota; Fungi; Ascomycota; Eurotiomycetes; Eurotiales; Thermoascaceae
Exons: 3
Coding region: 311-1069 (252 amino acids)
Source: RefSeq, a predicted model, not a curated record